Messenger RNA from Beauveria bassiana ARSEF 2860, 975 nucleotides. RefSeq names its product Pfs domain protein. Lineage: Eukaryota; Fungi; Ascomycota; Sordariomycetes; Hypocreales; Cordycipitaceae. The coding region runs from base 1 to 975 and encodes 324 amino acids. Gene Ontology annotation, molecular function: protein binding. The transcript has a single exon. The record is from RefSeq and is a predicted model, not a curated record.
AUGACCGCGCUCGCAUAUGCCGCUGAGCACGGACAGCAAGACGCCGUUCAAUCAUUGCUUGAGCAAUCGGACAUUGAGGUAGAAGCAAGAGAUGCUCAUGGUCAAACGCCGCUCUCACGCGCUGCCUGUCAUGGACAUGAACAAGUCAUUCGACUACUUUUGUCCCAUCCAAGAGCUAGAGCACAUUCGAGAGAUGAAUCCGGUCGGACGCCGCUCUCCCUUGCUGUUCAAAAUGGGCAUCCAAAUGUGGUUCGAUUACUACUCAAGCGACCAGAGGUCGAAGCUGGCGCAAAAGAUGACAAUGGUCUGACCCCAAUCUGGCAAGCCGCCUGGGGUGGCUACAAGGACGUCGCGGCACUCUUACUGGCCCGACGCGAUGUUGACGCCAACGUGAGAGAUGAUGAUGGUACGACGCCGCUUUGGCGCGCCGCUUGGCGUGGGAAACAUGAAGUUGUCCGACUGCUGCUAGCACAAGCAGGCAUUGACGCUGACGCAAAAGACAGGAAUGACCUGACGCCCCUGUGGUUUGCCGUCUGGAAUGGACACGCAGACGUUGUUCCGCUGCUGCUGGCCAGACCAAAUGUCAACGCCGACAUUCGCGACAGGCACGGUUUGACGCCGCUCUCGCGUGCUGCUAGCAGGGGAAACAUGGAAAUUGUACAACACCUCCUGACCCGGCCAGACGUCAACGCAGAUGCAAGAGACAAACAUAAUCGGUCGCCACUGUCUUAUGCGGCCGAGCGCGGACACAGAGACAUUGCCAAGCUGCUGCUUGAUCGAGAAGAUGUCGAAGCAGAUUCGAGGGAUAUCAGCGGCUCGAGCCCGCUUUGGUACGCGUCGUGGAGUGGGCAUGCACAAGUUGUUGACUUACUGCUGGCCCGACCUGGUGUCGAAGCAGACGCCAAGGGCGAGCGGGGCUCGACUCCGCUCUCGUAUGCCGCCUGGGGGCUGGGGGGAGGGGGGGGCAUCUGCUAG